AUGGCGUCCCCAUUUUACGUUCCUGUCUCUCUGGACCAUACAGCUCUUCUUCUCUCAGAUGUCCAAUCUCAAAUACUCAGACGCUUCUCCCAGCAAGAGCAGGCCGCUUAUCUUGGCAAAGUCCAGAAGCUUCUGAACUUCUUCCGCUCAGAAAUUAAAUCUCGGCGUGCCUCAACCGAGUCGAACAACUCGCAGUCGCUCUACGAUGAUGUACCUCUGAUCAUCCACCAUACACUUCCCUUCAACAUCAACUCAAACGCAUUUGUGUCGCCUUACAACAAGCUCGCAAGCUGGGUAUCCAAGCUCGAAGCAAGCGGUGCAUUCACCAAUGCGCCUUCUGAUCCCCAUCGUCCUCACUAUGGUGUUCCGGCCGAGCUAGUACCUCCCGGGGGCUGGGGUGGAAAGGAUGAGAUCCUACUCGGUAAAAUACAGCCAAACUGUUUUGGGUCCUCAGACCUAUUGGCUUAUCUACGGGCGCGCGGGAUUAGGCAUGUUGUGCUGGUUGGGUUGACGACCAUGGGAAGCAUUCUGAGCAGUGCAAGGGCUGGUGCGGAGUUGGACUUUCAUGUUAUCUGCGUUGAGGAUGGGAUUAUCGAUGAUGACCCUGACGUUCAUGAGUUCAUUAUGAAACGUAUCUUACCUAAGUUCGUAGACGUUGUCACGGCCAAGGAUAUCCUGAGUCUUAAAAAUGCAAAGUUGAGUGGCUAA
Messenger RNA from Fusarium redolens, 708 nucleotides. RefSeq names its product Isochorismatase-like protein. NCBI's taxonomy places the organism in Eukaryota, Fungi, Ascomycota, Sordariomycetes, Hypocreales, Nectriaceae. The transcript has a single exon. Bases 1 to 708 code for a protein of 235 amino acids. The record is from RefSeq and is a predicted model, not a curated record.